CUCAAUUUUUUUCGGUGGCGUCUUCGUCUUCUUAGGGCAGCAAGAACAGAACAGUUAUGGAGGGCGGCAAAUGAAGUGCUUUUGAAGCCAUUUCUGAGCGAAGUCAAACCAAACGACAUUACUGUUGUGCUACAGUUUCAGGGCUCUAAGAUUUUUUCUUUUUUGAAACAGUAGUAUAGGAUGUUUGAGGAUGUAGCUUCGAGAAGUAAGCUCUCUAAGAAGCUCAAAAUUUCGGGUUUAAAAUUCAAUAGUACAAAAGAUACAAAGAAAAAGACUCAAAGAACUCGUAGUGACAAUGAGGAUGGUGGUAUGAAGAACUUUAGUUCUGAUAAACCAAGAAGGGGAAGCCACAAUGAGGAUGGUGGUAUGAGAAACUUCAGUUUUGAUAAACCAAGGAGGGGAAGCCACAAUGAGGAUGGUGGUAUGAGAAACUUCAGUUUUGAUAAACCAAGGAGGGGAAGCCACAAUGAGGAUGGUGAUAUGAGAAACUUUAGCUCUAAUAAACCAAGGAGGGGAUCCUCCAAUGAGGAUGGUGGUAUGAGGAACUUUAGUUCUGAUAAAACAAGGAAGAGAAGUUACAAUGAUGAUGGUGGUAUUAGGAAAUUUAGUUAUGAUAAAACAAGGAAGAAAGUCUUUGAUGAGGAUGGUGGUGUGAGGAACUCUAGUUUUGAUAAAACUAGAAAGAGAAUCUAUGCUAACCGACAAACUGGUGGGGAGGUAGUAUUUGAUGGCAAUGUAGAUAGACCUAAUAGAAAACCUUUGUCAAAGAAAUGGCAGAGCCAGGGGAAAGAUGAUGUUGUUGGAGCAAAGGGGAAGAAUGUAUCUCCUCGCUCAAUGUGGGUUUCUAGUAAGUUGGAGGAUACCAGUUCUGAAGCUAAAGUUUCUUCUCAUAAAGCUAAGAACACAGUGGAAAAUGAACGAAUUUCUCAUGUAGCUCGGACAAAGGGGAUUGAUAAGAAAAAGUCUCAAGAUAUGUAUUCCUCAAAUUCAACCAAGAAAUGGGGUAAAGACAAGAAGAACCAAGCUGAGGACUUGGAGGUUCUAGAUGAGCAGCCAAAGAAGUCAAAACGGGUCAUUCGGAUAGAUCCACAUGAUAUCUCAAAUAAGAGGCUGGUGGAGGUGGACAAUAGUCUUGUGAAUGUUGACAGUAAAACUGAGAAGAAAAACGUUAUGGAAGAACCGGCUGAAGUUUCAAAGAAUGCACAAUUUCGAGCCAUCCAACCUAGUUCGUCAAUCCUUUCCUAUGUGGAAGAUAAUUUUUUGGGUCGUAGACGCAUGAUUGAGCUGCGGAGGGCAGGCUACAACACUGAUCUUUCGGCUCCUUUGGAUAACAUUCCCUUCUCUUCUAACCCGGAAAGAGAACGAAUUGAAGAAACUAUAUUUAGGAACAAAAUGACAUUUUUUGCCGCUGCAAAGGCUUCAUCAUCAUUUCCACCACCUGAGUUACCAGAGAUUGCCUUCGCAGGAAGAUCAAAUGUUGGAAAGUCAUCGCUACUAAAUUCCCUUACUAGACAGUGGGGUGUUGUGCGGACAUCUGACAAACCUGGCCUCACUCAGACUCUUAAUUUCUUCGACCUGGGAUCAAAGCUGUGCUUGGUUGAUUUGCCAGGCUAUGGGUUUGCUUACGCAAAAGAAGAAGUUAAGGAUGCCUGGGAAGAGCUUGUGAAGGAGUAUGUUUCCACAAGAGUUGGUUUGAGAAGGGUAUGUCUCCUUAUUGAUACAAAAUGGGGAAUGAAGCCAAGGGAUCAUGAACUCAUUGACUUAAUGGAAAGAUCUCAAACCAAAUACCAGAUUGUUUUGACCAAGACAGACACAGUCUUCCCUAUCGAUGUAGCACGUCGUGCAAUGCAAGUUGAAGAGAGCCUCAAGGCACACAAGUCGGUUGUUCAACCCCUGAUGAUGGUAAGCUCAAAAUCUGGAGCUGGUAUCCGAAGUUUAAGAACUGUACUUGCCAAGAUUUCUCGUUUUGCCAAACUCUAAUCUUCUCAGUUUACAGGCUUUUGAUUUUUUGGGCAUGUUCGAGUAAAGAACUUGAGAAUCAUUAUACAAGAAAAGAGGGGGAUAAUAAGCUACAAAAUUUAGCUGGAGGAGUACUACUUGAUUUCUAAGCUUGACAAGUCCCAGCUGUAAUUUUUCAUACUAGAUUAUAGAAAUUUAACUUGGGUAGAAAUUUUUUUCGAUUUACAAGGAUAUUUAUCCACUGUUCAUCUCAACCUUAAAAAAAACUAUAAAGAAAAGAAAAUCAUUUAUUAAUGUGGGAUGUGUCAUGAAAAUAUAGGUGUUGAUGCUUGUGGUUUGUGCAGUGAGUAAUUAUGUUGAUAUAACAACAAUGACAAUGAUUUCAGAAAUUGACGUUUGAACUGGCCUGAAAAA
Molecule: messenger RNA, 2373 nt
Organism: Cannabis sativa
Lineage: Eukaryota; Viridiplantae; Streptophyta; Magnoliopsida; Rosales; Cannabaceae
Exons: 12
Coding region: 181-1980 (599 amino acids)
Molecular function (GO): GTP binding
Source: RefSeq, a predicted model, not a curated record